CCCAGCUCCCGAUUUCCGCAUCCCUGGAAUUCCUGCCCCCCCCUUCCCCUGGGACUGAGGGCUGUGAUCUCGCUGGCUCUGCAGGAGUUAAUUACGGGCAGUCCGGAGGGGAGAUGGCGAGGCCUCUAGAAUCCGGGACCCCUCCCCACCCCCAGCGCCCCCCAAGGCCAGGCCGAGUCUCCCUUCUCCAGAGGCAGAGCGCUGCGGUUGGAGAGGAAGGAGCCGCCCCCUCCCCCUGCCGCCGCCACUUCCUUUGUUGUUGCUUUUGUCUCACGCCGAGCACAUGGUCCGGGAUCCUCGGCUCUUAAAGUCACAGCGCUCUGGCCCCGACGCCGCCGUAUGGCCUCCAGCCCCCGAUGUCCCUCCGAGCCCGGCACAAAGGAGUGAGAGGGGGAUGAGGGAGGCCCCUCUCUGGGCGAGUAUCUGUACCACGACCUCCCCACCCACGUCCCCAGUCCCAGGGAGGGAUGGCUGAGGAAGCUCCCCGAAUCCCGCAACCUGCUCCUGGCCCACAUUGAGGAGGGGCUUGCUCCUCAGGGACACUGAUUUCCUCCCCCAGUAAUGUGACCACCUGGUUUUUUGCGUCUUGCCUCUUGUGGCUUUAUUUGGGAGCUCUGGGAAGGAGAGAUUUCCACUCCCAUUUUACAGUUGUGGCAACUGAGGCGCACAGAAGGGAAGAUUUCCUUGACCAAGGUCACCCAGGGAGUCUGGGCUGGCCAACAACUCUUAACUCGCAGCCUGGUGGUCCUGCUCUCAGCUGCCUCCAGGCACCACAGUUAGGGAGCUCUGCUUGCCCACCAGUCAGUGCUGGGCCCAACCCGCCUCUUUUUUGAGGGGUGGGAGGGGGGCUCCUCAGCCUGCCUGAGUCUGCUCCUGUUCUCAGGGCCUGACUUAGCUUAUCUGCAAAACAGUCCCUGUACCUGCAAACAGCCCCCAGGCCCAAAUGAUAUGUCAGGAUCUCCCUAGACCAGGAUGGGGAUAGGAACUAGGGAGUUGGCUGCCUCCUGGGCGAGGGGGUGGUUGCAAGGUGCAGUCCCUGCUUCUGGGCGAGAUUGGAUUUAGGGACCCUCAAGACCCUUUUACGGAGCCCUCACUGAGAGCCCAGCGCAGAGGAGUUGUGGUGAAAGGCAGAGCAGUUAGGUGGUGGCCUUGUUGUUUGACCUUGAGCAAGUUGCUGCUCCAGCUCUGGGCCUUACUUGCUUCUUUCCACAAUAGGUCUAGUCAGGAUGCCUGAAAGAGAAAGCUCUCCUGAUCUCCUUUAGGGCCUGCAGUAGAGAAUUGGCAUUAGGUAAUUCUUGAGGUUACUGAUGGUAAUGAGAGUCAGGGGUUGAGGAAAUCUGGGCCUAGCGGGCCAGCCAGGACUAAUUCUGUCCUUCUUUGGCUUUGUGGUCUGCAGCAAGUUACUUUCUUUCUCCUGGUCUCAGUUUCCUCAACUGUGAAGUGGGUGAGUUCCCCAUGGGACAUCUCUGUCUCCAGUCAAGAACCAGGGUCCCCUCCCUUGCCAGCUGGGAGGGGAUAUUCCCUGAGGGAGGCAUGUUUCCCAGCUGCCUCCUGCAGAGCUUAAAAUAGCAUCUUUAAGCUGCUUGGGGGGUGGGGUGAAGGUCAGCCUGUUGUAUUUUCUGAUAGUGAUUGGUCACACCUAAACUUUACAAAUCACUGCAGCAGCCUUUAAGCAGUCUUGGGAGGUGAUUAUUGGGCUAUUCCUAUUUUACAGAUGAAUAAACUGAGGCUCAGAGAGGGGAGGCGAUGUGCCCAAUCCUCAGCCAAGACUCUGGCCAGAAGUCAGGGUAUUGUGUGUAAGAAUGCAAGGGUCAACACUGUCAUCUUUGUCACCGUCAGUCACAGCUAGAGGCCUUCUGUCUGGUGGUUGGGUUUCUCGGCUCCUUGCCACUUCCUUUCCUGAGGUGUGGGUGUCCUUGAAGAGGCUGGCCAGAGCAGAUUCCCAUGGGCCUAGGCCUCUGUGAUUCUGCACCCCUGAGCCUUGACACUGCCCGGACUUCAAGACAGCCUGGCACAAGAGGAGCAGUUGAGGCCACUGCCAUGUCCCAGUGCACUCACAGCUCCAACUGACUGGCCUUGGACCUCACUUCUCUGAGCCUCAGCAUGCCUACUUCUGAAGGUUGCUAUGAGGACUUAUCAGGAUGGCACAUGGGAAGUAUUGUAUACUCCUCAUAGGCAGGACUGUGGGCUCCCAGGAUCUCAGAGGUCAGUUAGAACAGAGGUUCUCAAGCACCUGCCUGUGCUGUAGAAACUGCUGGGGAAUUUAGUAGAAAUCUAGGUGCCCUUGUUCCCCAACCCUCCAAAGAUUCUGAUCCAAAAAUCUGGGGUGGGUCAGGAGUCUGUUGUUAAGUUAUUUAGGGGUUUCCUCUGAGUCUCUCUUGGCCUUUGUUUGCUCGGCUGGAUUAUCAGCAGGAAUCAAGGAGGCUGUGUGUGUACACAUGAGUGUAAGGAUAUGCACUUGGCCCACGCUGGGGGCUCACGACCCCAGUCACCUGUGGUGGGCAGGCAAGGAAUGGGCCUGGGGUGGCCUGGAGAGAAAACUCAUGCCCAGAGUGAGGUGGGUCAAGCAGAAAUGAGGGCCCAGUGGGACCAGAUUUUCUGCUUCCUUCCCCCCGCCACACACACAACACACUGAAAGGACAGAUUUUUUUAUGUCCCAGUUUUUAAUCAUUGGCACUAGCUUCACUGCUGCCAGACAUGGCCUUAGACCUAUGUAAUUGGCUCUCCAGUGUGCAUUUACCACAUCAGGCCUGCCCUGUGCUGGACACAAGCUGGUCACUGGGCCCUGCCCACCCCUCUGCCAAGUGCUGGAGCCCAGGUUGGGUGGGAGAAAUGUGAAUUUCAGCUCUAUUGUGGCUGUGGCCUUGGCCCUGUGCUGUCUUAUCAGGUGAAGAGCCUCCCUUUCAGGCUCAUUUUGAAAGUCAGGGCCCAUGCACGUAAAGCCCAGCACAGAGGAAAGGAACAAGGUGUUGAGGGGACAGUACACCGGUUCCCUAGCUGUGUUAGCAGGGAGGUGACACUUAAAGCUGGGUAUGAAGGAAGCAUAGGAGUUUUGUUAGAUGGAGGCAGGGUUCCCUGUGGCAGGAACAGCCAAAGGCUGGUCCUGUUGGAUGCGCCCUUCAGCAUUGCAGGGUCUGACAGUUUCCAGAGUUUUCCCUGCCAGGGCCUCAUUCCAACCUCUGGAGUUAAUGAGUGGUCCCCCCAACUUUCCCCACCUGGACCCUAGCUCCUGCCCCGCCCCAUUCUCACUCAACUUCCUCCCUUAGGUUUAGGUUCUUGCUUCCUCUUUUCUCAGCAAGCCCCACCUCCCACUUGGGGGCUGUGUUGGGUCUGGUUUGCAUGCACUGCCCCCACACACAAAGGGCCUGGCUGCACGCCAGACCCACCAGUUCACCAGAGGUUGACUUCCUUCAUCACGUCCUGCCAGAACCCUUGGGCUGGACCCCUUCCCAUCAGCAUCAGUGUGCAGCAAGAGGCUGGUAGUCAGCCCACCUCCCAGCUUUGACACUUAUUGUGAGGCCUUGGGCAAGUCCUUUCGUCUCUGAGCCUCAGUUUUCUCUUCUGCAAAAUGAGGCUAACAGUACCUUACUUGAAGAGUAGGUGAAGUCCCAUUUGGGUAGGCACUGUGGGAACAGAUUAUGAAAAGAAAGUAUACAGUCAGCCCUCUCUAUCCAUGGGUUCCACAUCCAUGGAUGUAACCAAUUGCAGAUUUAAAAUACUUAGGGAAAAAAAUUCCAUAAAGUUGCAAAAAACAAAACUUGAAUUUGUCACUUACAUAGCAUUUACAUCAUAUUUACAUAGCAUUUACAUUGUAUUAGGUAUCAUAAGUAAUGUAGAAAUGAUUUAAAGUCCAUGGGAGGAUGUGUGUAGAUUAUAUGCAAAUAUUAUACCAUUUUAUAUAAGGGACUUAAGCAUCCUCGGAUUUUGGUAUCGUGGGGGUCCUAGAACCAAUCCUUCGUGGAUACUGAGGAAUGACUGUACUGACUUGGCUUGGACUGGGAACCCCGAGGGCAAGAACCAAGUCAGAACCUCUCACCUGUUACUAGUGGAAGAACCAGGCCCCAGGCCUGUUUGCAAUCCAUCUUGAGCCAACCAGACAGAAGGGAGGAAGCUGGAGUCCCCUCAGGAGCCCCAGUUACCUAGAGGUCAGAGUUGUAGAUCCCCACGCCAGGACAGGUUUUCCUGGAGACCCCACCCUGAGGGGGCCUUACCAGAGCCCCCUGGCCUGGAAGCAUGCCGGCCAGCCCUCUGAACUUACCCUGAGGCGGACCCUGAUCUCAUUUCACAGCGCAGGAAACUAAGGCCUGGACUCCCUGCAGGCCAAGCCUGAACCCUAGUGCCAGAGCGCAGCGCUGCCUGGGGAGCCCAGGGUGUGGUGGGCAUCAGUGGCCUCUGGAACCAGGCUGCAGAGGUUUGAUUCUGUCUCCCCGACCCCUAAUGGAGCAAGGGACUGGACUUCUCUGUACCUUAGUUCCUUUGUCGGUUUGCUUCCUAGGGUUGUGAGCACUGGCCCAGCCCCUCCACCCCUCUGCCUCCCCUGAUGCAGCCAUGGGCUCUGGCAGUGACUAGGUGGCCGCCCUCUGCCCCUGUGGGUCAGCGGCGAUUCUCUGCAGGACCCAGCAGCAGCCCAGGCCAGCUCUGGGGAAGUGGGUAGUGACCUUGGCUUCUCUCCAUGCUCUGUGAAUGAGCGGCCCCCGUCAGUGCUACUGGGGCUUCCUCUCUGUGGUGCAGCCCUGGCCGUGAGGGCCCCCUGGCCAGCCCACCUACCCAGGAUGAGCGCUUACCCUCCCAGCAGCCGCCGACCCGACCAGCAUACCUCCCCGUAGAGGAGCGCCGAGCCUCGGCUCCUGCCGGCGGGAGCCCCCGAAUGCUGCACCCAGCCUCCCAGCAGAGCCCGUUCAUGGUUGAUCUCCACGAGCAGGUGCACCAGGGACCUGUCCCUCUGUCCUACACAGUCACCACAGUGACGACCCAAGGCUUCCCCUUGCCUACAGGCCAACACAUCCCUGGCUGCAGCACCCAGCAGCUCCCAGCAUGCUCCGUGAUGUUCAGCGGGCAGCACUAUCCCCUCUGCUGCCUCCCGCCCCCGCAGCUGAUCCAGGCAUGUACCAUGCAGCAGCUCCCUGUGCCCUAUCAGGCCUACCCCCACCUUAUCUCCAGUGACCACUAUAUCCUGCACCCUCCACCGCCAGCCCCACACCCCCAGCCCGCUCAUAUGGCGCCUCUUGGGCAGUUUGUGUCGCUGCAGACCCAGCACCCACGUAUGCCCCUGCAGCGGCUCGACAGUGAUGUGGACCUGCGGGGGGAUCAGCACCCCCUGGGGAGCUUCACCUACUCCACCUCUGCCCCGGGCCCAACUCUGUCCCCAUCCGUGCCCCUGCACUACCUGCCCCACGAUACCCUGCACCAGGAGCUGUCCUUUGGUGUGCCAUAUUCCCACAUGAUGCCCCGGAGACUGAGCACCCAGAGAUACCGCCUACAACAGCCGCUCCCGCCACCACCCCCGCCGCCUCCACCACCACCGUAUUACCCCAGCUUCCUGCCCUACUUCCUCUCGAUGCUGCCAAUGUCACCAACAGCAAUGGGGCCCACCAUCAGCCUGGAUCUUGAUGUGGAUGACGUGGAGAUGGAGAACUAUGAGGCCCUCCUGAACCUGGCAGAGCGGCUGGGAGACGCCAAGCCUCGCGGCCUCACCAAAGCGGACAUCGAGCAGCUUCCAUCGUACCGCUUUCAUCCUGACAGCCACCAGUCAGAGCAGACGCUGUGUGUCGUCUGCUUCAGCGACUUCGAGGCACGGCAGCUGCUCCGGGUCCUCCCCUGCAACCACGAGUUCCACACCAAGUGUGUCGACAAGUGGUUGAAGGCCAACCGGACGUGUCCCAUUUGUCGGGCUGACGCUUCCGAGGUGCCCAGGGAGGCUGAGUGAGGUCCACAGCCACCCAGGAGAACCCUGCCCAAAGCUCUGGAAACUCCGGGGGCCCCGGAAGGCCGAGGAGGGCGUGGCCCAGGCCUGCCCUGCCGUUCCUGCCUGCAUCUCCAGAGCUGGUGCCAGGGUCAGCCCGAGAGAAGCCCCUGCAAUAAGCCCUUGCAUUUGCCAAGCUCCAAAGACUCCCUCCCCGUUUGCCCACCAGUCUAAAAGACGCCCGCCAGGGAGCGGCCUGAGAGUCCCUAACUCAGUCUCUCCUAUUUGCCCUCGGGUCUGUCUCCUUUUCUUGCCGGCCCUGGGAGCCAGGGGUUCAUUACCCUCGUGUGGCUGGUGGAGAUCCUUGGCCCCGGGAUGGGCAAAGGGGGUGCUGUCCUCGGUCGCCUGGUCUCUUGCACUGAAGUGGUGUGCUCUCUGCUCAGGUGGCACUGACAGGCGUGGACAGACAGUGGCAGGAGGCCAGUGGGUUCUCCUGCCUUGACCCCAGACAGACUCAGGCAGCCAGCCCCACCCAGGUUGCUGUGGGGUGGGGCUGGCUCCCUAGAGGACCCUCACCUCGGGUACAACAUUCCUGCCCCAAGCCCAGGCUGGAGGGCAUCAGAGCCAACCUCCCGAGCAGGUGGGAGGCAGGCCCUGACCCGGGACGGCAUGUAUCCUGAGGGGGCCUGGACCAGGCCAGGGAGAGUGAUUUCCUGUGUUGCUGGUGGCUGCCCCUGCCUGGCGGUGACAGGGCCCAGACCCAUGCCCCAUCUCCCCUCUCUGUCGUUUUGCAUGAACGUGAGGAGCAGCAGUUUUUGUUUAUUCAUUUGGCCCAAAAUCGCGUGUAGGAUUUGAGGGUGUGGAUUUUUUAAACAAUUUCUUUUCUUUUGGUUUAAUGGGCGGGGGGGUGUAUAGGGACCAACCAGGACCAAGUGCCCAGGGGCAGGGAAUGGUCUGGUGGUGCCGCCUGGUCUGCAUGCAUGUGCGCGGCUGGGGCGGGGCCAGGCGGCUGGCGGUCAUGGGUGGGGUUGGGGGGGCGGGGGGGGGGUCUGUGCUCAGCUGAUAACUGCCAUGCACUGUACUGCACACGUCCCCAGAGCCUACCGGGACCGUACGCUUUUCAGGGCAUUUCUCCCUCUCUAGCCAGGGCCUGUCUCCCACCUGCCUGGGCGUGUCUCCUCCAGGGAAGUCCCAGGGGGACAGGGUCCAAGGAGGGUGUGGACCCCGCCUCCAGGGGCCCCCUCCCAGCCUGAGCCCUGCCCUCCAAGACCUGGAGGAGCCCCCGGAGGGUCUGGCCGAGCUCCCUACCCUCACCCACCCGGGUCCCAUUCCGUUUCUUCCUCACCCCCCGCUGGGGUUGCUGCCCCGAACGAACCGCGUGUGGGGCCGGCACAUCCUAGCAGGCAGCCCCUGGCGCCUGCUGCCUCAGGGAUGCUCCAACCACCCUCGUUCUCCCGCAGCGGCCCUGGCCCACCGCCUCCCCCCAGCCUGCCGUGGGGCCCCAUCAGCCUGGCCCCCACCCCAUGGAGAACCCAGAGUCUUACUGUAUAUAACUCCAGGUGACAUUUCUAUAUUUAUAGCAGUGUUGAAACCCCACCUGUUUUACACAGAGAACUACCGUCUCCGACCCCCUCCCUUCCCCACCCCCCAAAAAAAAGGUUUUCGAAACCCUUAACGGUUCCUGGGGCAGGUGGAAACAGGCUCACGGAUGGUGUGUUGACUGCAGCAGUGAUUCCAACGAGCAGCUAUUGGGGGGGAAACACAACAUUUAAAAAAAAAAAAAAGUUUAAAAAAAAAGAUUUAUAAAACAAUUAUUUAGGAUGUUUGUGAUUUGCCGACCUUGCUAUAGAUGCCAUGUUACCAAUGAUUUCCUGUGGUGGGGGCUUGUCAUUGUUUACUCUUUUAUUUACCAACUUCUGGCCUAGGCAUGACAGUGGGUGCUGUCCCCCAGCCCUGGCUGGGCCCAGUGCCUGUAUUCUGUGUUAGAAAGGUCUUUUUUAUAUAUAUAUAUAUAUAUAAUAUAUAUAUAUAUAUAUAUAUAUAUAUAAAAUUACAUAUAUAUAUAAAUAUAUGUAAUUUGGGGGGCCCUGUUCCUUGCACAUUUUACAGUUACCUCAUUUUUCCCAUGUAUGUAUUUGAGAAAAUGCUAAUAUAUAGAGAAAAAAAUGGUUCUUAAAGCUUAAAUGUGUGGUUUUCUCCAUUCCAUUGGAUUCACAUUGGUUUGUAGCAUUUAACAUAACUAGUAUGUUGUAUUAUAUAUGUGUAUACUGAUUGAAAUUUUUAACAGAUUUGUACUUUUUUUAAAAUGAAACUUGCUAGUUCUGCUUGACCAAGUAGUGCAAUCAUUAUUUUUUUUAAUAUUGUUGCUGAUUUCAGAGGGAUAUUCACUAAUAAUAAAUGUAUGAUGUAUAUCGAGUACUGCCCAA
Messenger RNA from Orcinus orca (killer whale), 8328 nucleotides. RefSeq names its product ring finger protein 44 (gene RNF44). The transcript has 10 exons. The record is from RefSeq and is a predicted model, not a curated record. Bases 4868 to 5926 code for a protein of 352 amino acids. Lineage: Eukaryota; Metazoa; Chordata; Mammalia; Artiodactyla; Delphinidae.